Molecule: messenger RNA, 1576 nt
Organism: Prunus mume (Japanese apricot)
Lineage: Eukaryota; Viridiplantae; Streptophyta; Magnoliopsida; Rosales; Rosaceae
Source: RefSeq, a predicted model, not a curated record
AUGUCGGAGGAAGCUACUCCUUUGCAGACGAAGAAUGUGUCUCCAUUAAGGAAGAAGCCAAGGUUCCCUUCUACUGUGAAAACUCAAGUGGGGUCUGCUCCAUCAUCAUCUGUCAGGGUCAAAUGUCUUGCAGGUGCAGAUAACAAGAAGGUUGGUGGUAUGCGCGGUGUUUGGGGUGUUCUACCCAAGCCUCCUACUGACAAGCUUGAAAACCAUGACCUGCUUCGUGAGGUAGCUUGUGCCCAAUCUAGUUCUGCCGAGCAUCAAAGAGAUGCAGACAUUCCUCCUCGAAGUUCAAGUCAUCUGCAUCAAUCAAAAGAUGGAGAUCAAAGCGGGAGGUCUGCUUAUGAUCCAAAUGUUGAGUCACGGGCAGUCAAGCGUGGAGUUGAUUCAGUAUCGUUGACUCCUUUGGAGGUGAGGUUGGUGGAGGCUAAGAAUAUGAGAAAGUCAUUUGCCCGGGCUAAGGGUUCUUCUUCAGCGUCGACGGUUGAUACCAAGGCGAACAAGUCUAGCCCUGCAGGGGAUGCAUGCUUUUUCAGAAAUUGGCUUCUCUCUCUAACUCUCUUGGCUCCAUCUCUUCGGCUCGUCUCUCUCCCUCGUGUACCUCUCUCUCUUCGAUGCAAUUGUCUUUCUCCUUCAACGGUGGCUGUUCAUCCAAGUAUAACUCCAUCGUUGACAUCCACGAGGGGCUCGGGUGAAGAUGGACAAUUGGGAAUCGGGAACAACGAGGAGAAGGAGUGGGUAUGUGUUGUCGAAGCCCUCCAGUCAAGGACUGUCCGGUCUGUUGUCGCUGGUAGCCGAAACUCUCUUGCCAUUUGCGAUGAUGGCAAGUUGUUUACAUGGGGUUGGAACCAAAGAGGAACCUUGGGGCACCCUCCAGAGCCCAAAACUGAGAACAUUCCUAGCCAAGUUAAAGCUCUUGCCAAUGUUAAAAUUGUUCAGGGUGCUAUUGGUGGAUGGCAUUGUUUGGCUGUUGAUGAUCAAGGCCGUGCUUACGCCUGGGGUGGAAAUGAGUAUGGACAGUGUAGUGAAGAACCUGAGCGGAAAGAUGACACUGGUAGACCUUUGAGAAGGGAUAUAGUGAUCCCUCAGUGCUGUGCACCGAAGCUUGUAGUCCGCCAGGUAGCUGCUGGGGGUACUCACUCUGUGGUACUUACACAUGAUGGGCAAGUAUGGACCUGGGGUCAGCCGUGGCCUCCAGGAGACAUGUCUUGAUGCAGUGAAGCUCAUUGCAGUUGGGGCAUUUCAUAAUUUGGCUCUUCAAGAGGAUGGUACUUUAUGGGCAUGGGGUAACAAUGAAUAUGGACAGCUUGGAACUGGAGAUACCCAGCGUAGAUCACAACCUAUUCCUGUCCAGGGUCUUUCUGGUCUUACUUUGAUUUUGGUUCGGCAGAUUUGGGAGCAUGUGAUGUAUUGGUGUGAAAAAUGUGCAUAGGCUUAAGGCAGAAGUGGGGCAUCUAUAGAGGUGAACUUAUGUGGCAGUUAGUUGGGCUUGCUGAUACAGACCUGGGUUUCCUUUGACACAUACCUUUAGCGAUAGAAACAUUUAAAACUGCAUGUAUGAUAUCUUGCAAAA